Messenger RNA from Ictalurus furcatus (blue catfish), 2638 nucleotides. RefSeq names its product ataxin-1. Gene Ontology annotation, molecular function: protein binding; RNA binding. The coding region runs from base 746 to 2638 and encodes 630 amino acids. Lineage: Eukaryota; Metazoa; Chordata; Actinopteri; Siluriformes; Ictaluridae. Gene Ontology annotation, cellular component: nucleus. The record is from RefSeq and is a predicted model, not a curated record. Gene Ontology annotation, biological process: nervous system development; negative regulation of transcription by RNA polymerase II. The transcript is spliced from 3 exons.
UGCUGUGUUUCAGCCAAUAAGAGGGCACAGUGGGUGGGACAUGAGACAAAUGGACCAAUAGGCUGCAUGCUGAGAGGUUAAUGAGAAAAGCUGCUGGGCUUCUUGCCAAUCGAAGCUUCUCUUCCACAAUGAGACUGAGCUGUAGCUAAUUAUAUACUGUACUGAGAGAGAGAGAGAGAGAGUGAGAGAGAGAGAGAGAGACUGGGGGAUAGAAACAUAGGAGGGGUCACAGAGGGCGACUAAGCUGAAGUGUAUGUGUGUGUGUGUGUGUGUGUGUGUGUGUGUGUGUGUGUGUGAGACAGAGAGAGAGAGAGAGAAAGAGAGAGAGAAGAGUGUGUGAUCAACACCAGAGGGUGACCAAGCUUUCAAGCUUGAGAGAGACAGAGAGCAGAAGAGAGAAUGCUGACAGUGGGUGAGACAGAAACAAGAGCAGUUAGAGGAUAGAUAGAGGGAGAGAGAGAGAGAGAGAGAGAGAGAGAGAGAGAGAGGAGGGAGAGAGUGUGUGUGACUGAGUUGGAUGUUUGCAUCAGCUUUAGCGUUGCCGGCUGUUUCAAUGAUCAGACACACCGGUCCUCACUACAGCACGACACCCACAGAGGCGAGCAAUUCUGAGCGCAGGUCCGAGUGAAUUGCGAUCUUGUGCGUGAUGCUGUUCAGCCGAGAAUCUUGCCACCAUCCGGACCCCUCGUUCUCCCCAUCAGCCCAUGUGACCUAGUUUUGGCCCCUCAGGCCUGGGGGAGACCCCAUGAAUCCCAGCCUCCCCCCGAAAAAGCGCGAGUCCCGGCAAGGCUCGUCUGAACAGCGCCCCCCGGAGGACGAGUUCAAAUACCCGGCACCGCUUCGACACCGGAGACAAUACCUUUCCGAAGGGCAGGAACACGUACCGCGUGGCGAUAAAGAAUUCCUUCCACCUCCUCCACCACCUCCCCCACCCCAACUUCCAGCCCUUCCGUUUCCCCUAUCAUGGCAGCUGCCCUACCACUCAUCCCUUCACCACCCAUACCUUUCUGGCCAGGUGAGAGAAAGACGUGGCUCAGGUUCACCUUCCUGGAGAGAUGGAUCAAGUGGACGGAGGUCAGAAGGUGAAACAGAACCGCCAAUUCCUCACCACUCUCGCUGGCUACGAGGAGAAAUCAAUUCCCUUGGUUUGCAUCCGUCCAUGUCAAUGCCUACAUACAAGGGCACUUAUGCAGUCGAUUCCAGGGACAUGUGGCCCUAUUUCAGGCGAGACUAUGCCUCCUCUCUCUUCCCUUCAUCAUCCUCCUCACACCUUUUCCCACAAACAUCACUCUACCACAAUGAUUUUCUUUCAGAAAGCAGGCUCAGGUACUCAAGCAGGAGACAUAAUGGUCUCGAUGGACAAGGCAUUAGAUCAGAAUCCAGUGGAAGGGUGGAAAGUGGAAGUGACUCUCAACCAAGAGUUGGUGGUUCCCACUCCAACGGAAGGAAGAAGAAUCAAGAAGAUCUGGUAGGGCGCGAUACUAGGAGGGUAUCCCCGUCCCAGGUGGGUCCUAAUGCACAUUCCUUCCAUCACAAUACGGACAGGGACUCUCUGGCAAUCCUAAAACCUCCAACUCCCCACACUUACACCUCUGAAACACGAAAGACAAAGGCUUCUAAUGAGCCUUCCGUUGGAAGUGCCUCCCAAUCAGGAGCUCAGAUCUACUAUGCCCUGGGGUCUCUGUACUCCUCAGUUCACCAUAACCCUCAGGCAUACCCCAGUUUUAAUCCCUCAGGUCCUCCUCCAUCCCCUCUGAGGAACUCCCAGCACUCUCCUCAUGGUCAACACAACAACCAUGGGGUCUAUCAGGAGCGAGAACUUUCACCAGGAUCCUAUCGACCCUCUGUUUCAGUCCUCAGUGGUCCUGACCCACCAACAAGUGCAGUCCUACCUCAUUUUGCCAAGGGUUCCCUUAUUGAGUUGGCCGGUGGCCGUCUGAAAAGGGUGGAAGAGUUACAGACGGAGGAUUUCCUGCACAGCGCCGACACCACACCUGAGUUCCACCUGAGUACCUGCACCAUCCUACUCAUCUCACCUGGACCCACCGAUGGCUUCAAUCAUCUGCAGGUUUUGCUUGCCGACUGCAACACUCAGGAAUUGCUCACGGUUUUGGAGGAGUAUCCAUUUUUUGUGCGGGACAGAGGCUGGUCUUCAUGCAGUCCUCAGAGGAGCGCCGAGCUUUACGGCCUCCACUGCCGCCAGCUCAGUCCGGGAGAUGUCUGCCUGGCUUUGACCCCUACGCCAACCUCAUUGCCCUCGACAGCAACAACAACCUUGACACCUAUGCCCAACUCACUGACCCCAGUGGCCACCUUAGCCUCCUCAGUGACCUCGACGAUGAACUCAUUGACCCCAUCGUUGACCUCGUUACCCCCGCCGAUGACCUCAUCGAUCCCAACACCCACCUCGCUGCAACAACUCUCAUGCAGUCGCAUUUCUGCAGGAUCAGAGACCAGCACACACGGAUCUGACAGAACGGCACCGCCCCUUGCCACAUCGCUUCCGUCUGAUUCCCGGCGGGAGAUCCAGGAUAAGCCACGCUCCCGAAAGAGACGCUGGUCCGCCCCCGAGUUGCAUGAAGGAAAUAGGAGCUGCACAGAUUUACCUCAAGGAUGUAAACGAAUGAGACAGCAGUAA